CUCUUCUCUUGUGGGGAAGGUGGGAGGGGCACUGCCCACCAGCACUCAGAGCUCCAUUGUAUCCCCAGCUGGGGUUGCAGGGUAGUGGGGCGCAGGGGUGUCCCCCAGCCUCAGCAGCCGGAGGGCCUCCGGAAUGAGGCUCCCAGGGUAGCGCCAAAGAAGCAGCUCAGAGCAAGAACUCCUGAAAGAAGAUAUGACAGUCAGGGCAUGCGGCUGAGGCUGGCCUGGCUGAGCCAACUCCCAAGUCCAGGUUCCCAGAGGCUCCUGGGUUCCCAGCACUUUCCAAGGAGCCAAGAUGGGAAAUAACACAGAGGUCAGCUAGAAGCUAAAAAUAGCACGAUGAGGCAGAGCCUGGAAGUUGGCUCUGAGGACUGGGUGUGAUCCUCUAGAAGGCCUAGCCAAGGGGGUUGCCUACCUGAGUGGGGGCAGGGCUGGGGGUAAGGCCAAGUGGGGAGUGCAGUAGGGGUGGUCAUUGUGCAGGCUGAGUCGUGAGAAGUGGGUGGCCAUGUUCUCCUCAGACAGGAACUGCUUGCGCAGGGGCUCUCUGGGGAGAAACGGAGAAAGACAGGCUGGGAUAUUGAGAGGGGAGCAGCCUGAUGAGGACCAGAGGUGACAGAGAUCUUGUUGGGAGUCCCUCCCUGCCCCCAAACUCACUGCUCCUCCUCCAGGCGCCGCUUGGUGCUCAUGGGCACAGCUCCUCGGAGAGGGGAGCUGGGAAAAAAAGAGAGCCAGGUGCACCCCACCCUCUUGGCCCCUUCCCGAGGAUCUGCCCGCCUGAGCCUGCAGCGUCAGCCAGGAGUCCCUAGCCUAUCCCUGUCUCAGCUGACGCCUAAGUCACCCGCCUCUCCGAGGCCAUCCAGCAGCCUACAACGGAAGUCUGGACCGUGAGCCCUUGCUCCAACCCCAUCUCAGCUCAUGCCUAAGCCCCGCCGAUUCCCCUCACCCCGUGUCAUCCUGCAGACCAACCUGAGUCCCAGCCCAAGCUCCUGCGCCCCGUGUUCAGGCCCACCCAGGUCCCCCGCACGCACCUGGCGUCCAGGCCCCGGGUCGCCCCCAAGGCGGCCCGCGAGUGGCGCUGGGCCCGACCCUGGGGGCCUCGCUCCGAGGGCUGCUGUAAGAUCAUUGAGGUUCAGGGUCCUGCAGGCGGGAUCCGGGCUACAGGGGCGGAGUCUCCGAGGGCGUGGUCCAGCGCGAGGGGGCGUGGCUUUAGGCGCUCACGGCGGUGACGAGGUUCCGCGCAGGCGCGGGAGACGGGCAGCACGCGGCUGGAAGGCGGGUCUGUUCGGCGGGGUGGGGGAGGGGAUCUGGCUUAGCUGGGCUGCGGGGGGCGCCGCUUCUUAGUGUCAGGGGGCUUCGCGGCGCUCACCUCGGCUCCUGGGGCUCGGGGUGGUACGUAGCGGCCGCCUUCGCGCCGGGCCGGCCGGCAGUGCAGAGGUUGCGGGGCGCCGCGGAGAGGAAACGUUCGCGGAGACGUCGGGACCCGUGAGGCCGCGUCGCGCGCGGAGCACGCUGGGACUUGUAGUUCUCGGGAUGGAGCGAGCGGUGCCUGUCCCCUUGCCGCUGGGCCAGGCAGAAGUGUUUCAGGCCCUGCAGCGGCUGCACAUGACCAUCUUCUCCCAGAGCGUCUCGCCCUGUGGGAAGUUCCUGGCGGCUGGCAAUAAUUAUGGGCAGAUCGCCAUCUUCAGCUUGUCUGCCGCUUUGAGCUCGGAAGCCAAAGAGGAGAGUAAGAAGCCCGUGGUGACUUUCCAAGCCCAUGAUGGGCCCGUCUACAGCAUGGUCUCCACCGAUCGACAUCUGCUCAGUGCUGGGGACGGGGAGGUGAAGGCCUGGCUCUGGGUGGAGGUCCUCAAGAAGGGCUGUAAGGAACUGUGGCAUCGCCAGCCCCCAUACAGGACCAGCUUGGAAGUGCCUGAGAUCAAUGCUUUGCUGCUGGUCCCCAAGGAGAAUUCCCUCAUCCUGGCUGGGGGAGACUGUCAGUUGCACACUAUGGACCUUGAAACUGGGACUUUCACACGGGCCCUCCGGGGCCACACAGACUACAUCCAUUGCCUGGCACUGCGGGAACGGAGCCCUGAGGUGCUAUCAGGUGGCGAGGACGGGGCUGUGCGACUCUGGGACCUCCGCACAGCCAAGGAGGUCCAGACGAUCGAGGUCUAUAAGCAUGAGGAAUGCUCGAGACCCCACAAUGGGCGCUGGAUUGGAUGCUUAGCAACUGACUCAGACUGGAUGGUCUGUGGAGGGGGCCCAGCCCUCACUCUCUGGCACCUCCGAUCCUCCACACCUACCACCAUCUUCCCCAUGCGGGCGCCACAGAAGCACGUCACCUUCUACCAGGACCUGAUUCUGUCAGCUGGCCAGGGCCGCUGCGUCAACCAGUGGCAGCUCAGCGGGGAGCUCAAGGCCCAGGUGCCUGGUUCCUCCCCGGGGCUGCUCAGCCUCAGCCUCAACCAGCAGCCAGCAGCGCCUGAGUGCAAGGUUCUGACAGCUGCAGGCAACAGCUGCCGCGUGGAUGUCUUCACCAACCUGGGCUACCGAGCCUUCUCCCUGUCUUUCUGACCUCCAAUGACAGCCCCCAUCCCCAGGGUUUUAGAGUGUUUUUUUUGUUUUUUUUUUCAUUUUUUAUAAUAAAGUUUCAGGCUUUU
Molecule: messenger RNA, 2642 nt
Organism: Lemur catta (Ring-tailed lemur)
Lineage: Eukaryota; Metazoa; Chordata; Mammalia; Primates; Lemuridae
Gene: THOC6
Product: THO complex 6
Exons: 13
Coding region: 1531-2556 (341 amino acids)
Biological process (GO): mRNA export from nucleus
Cellular component (GO): transcription export complex; THO complex
Molecular function (GO): protein binding
Source: RefSeq, a predicted model, not a curated record